Molecule: messenger RNA, 2486 nt
Organism: Jatropha curcas
Lineage: Eukaryota; Viridiplantae; Streptophyta; Magnoliopsida; Malpighiales; Euphorbiaceae
Gene: CPSF73-I
Product: cleavage and polyadenylation specificity factor 73-I
Biological process (GO): mRNA 3'-end processing by stem-loop binding and cleavage
Cellular component (GO): mRNA cleavage and polyadenylation specificity factor complex
Molecular function (GO): RNA endonuclease activity; 5'-3' RNA exonuclease activity; RNA binding
Source: RefSeq, a predicted model, not a curated record
AUUGUCAUUUCGAAAACCUUGACCCGGAAAUUUGGCUUGGUUAUCCAUAACCCGCCUGCUAAGACCCGUGAACACUGGGCGGAGUUGCAUUCCACUUGAACUCUAGGGUUUUAAGUCUCUCUGCAAAAUUCUUUCUUUUUCAUUCUCAUUUGGAAUUAAGGCAUCUCAAAAUAGUUUUGUUCAGUAAUGGCUUCAACAGGACAAUCACAAUCUUUGAAGAGACGAGAUGCGCCGGUAACAAGAGAAGGGGAUCAACUAACUGUAACUCCUCUCGGCGCCGGAAAUGAAGUGGGUCGGUCUUGUGUAUACAUGUCCUAUAAGGGCAAAACAAUCCUGUUUGAUUGUGGAAUUCAUCCAGCUUAUUCGGGCAUGGCUGCCUUGCCAUACUUCGAUGAGAUUGAUCCUUCCACUAUUGAUGUACUCCUUAUCACCCACUUUCACUUGGAUCAUGCUGCAUCUCUACCUUAUUUCUUGGAGAAGACCACGUUUAAGGGUCGUGUGUUCAUGACUCAUGCAACCAAGGUUAUUUAUAAGUUGCUGUUAACUGAUUAUGUGAAAGUGAGCAAGGUUUCAAUUGAAGACAUGUUGUUUGAUGAACAAGAUAUAAAUCGUUCCAUGGACAAAAUUGAGGUUAUUGAUUUCCAUCAAACAGUGGAGGUCAAUGGCAUUAAAUUUUGGUGUUAUACUGCUGGCCAUGUCCUUGGUGCUGCCAUGUUCAUGGUUGAUAUUGCUGGUGUUCGAGUACUGUAUACUGGAGAUUAUUCACGUGAAGAAGAUCGACAUCUUCGUGCUGCUGAGAUGCCACAGUUUUCUCCUGAUAUAUGUAUAAUUGAAUCUACUUAUGGGGUCCAACUCCAUCAACCUCGACAUAUUCGAGAGAAGCGGUUCACUGAUGUCAUCCACUCAACCAUUUCUCAAGGGGGUCGUGUUCUAAUCCCAGCAUUUGCCCUUGGGCGUGCCCAAGAACUUCUCUUGAUCCUUGACGAGUUCUGGGCAAACCAUCCUGAGCUCCAUAACGUUCCUAUAUAUUAUGCUUCUCCCCUUGCAAAAAAGUGUAUGACUGUCUAUCAGACAUAUAUCCUUUCAAUGAAUGAGAGGAUUCGCAACCAGUUUGCAAACUCGAAUCCAUUCAAAUUCAAACACAUAUCGCCCUUAAACAGCAUAGAGGAUUUCACUGAUGUGGGGCCAUCAGUUGUCAUGGCAAGUCCUGGUGGACUGCAAAGUGGGCUGUCAAGGCAGUUAUUUGAUAUGUGGUGCUCCGAUAAGAAAAAUGCUUGUGUUAUACCUGGAUAUGUUGUUGAAGGAACCCUAGCGAAGACCAUCAUUAAUGAACCAAAGGAGGUCACUCUAAUGAAUGGUCUAACUGCUCCAUUGAACAUGCAGGUCCAUUAUAUUUCAUUCUCUGCUCAUGCGGAUUAUGCUCAGACAAGUACAUUCUUGAGAGAGCUCAUGCCUCCUAACAUAAUUCUUGUUCAUGGAGAAGCCAAUGAAAUGGGGAGGCUCAAACAGAAGCUUAUCACAGAGUUUGCAGAUGGCAACACCAAAAUCGUCACCCCUAAGAAUUGUCAGUCUGUUGAGAUGGUUUUCAACUCUGAAAAAAUGGCAAAAGCAAUUGGAAAACUGGCUGAAAAGACCCCAGAAGUGGGCGAAACCGUCAGUGGCAUACUAGUAAAGAAGGGCUUCACUUAUCAAAUGAUGGCACCUGAAGAUCUCCAUGUAUUCUCACAGCUAUUGACAGCAAAUAUUACGCAGAGGAUUACCAUUCCAUUCUCCGGUGCCUUUGGUGUGAUAAAGCAUCGACUUGAGCAAAUAUAUGAGAGUGUGGAAUCUGGGACAGAUGAGGAGUCUGGAGUUCCAACGCUGCAAGUGCAUGAGCGAGUGACAGUGAAGCAGGAGUCUGAUAGACACAUUUCGCUUCAAUGGAGUGCAGAUCCUAUAAGUGAUAUGGUGUCUGACUCGGUUGUAGCUCUAGUUUUGAACAUCAGUCGGGAGAUGCCAAAGGUUGUAGUUGAGUCAGAGGCUGUAAAAUCAGAGGAAGAAAAUGUGAAGAAAGCAGAGAAGGUUAUCUAUGCUCUCCUUGUCUCGAUCUUUGGAGAUGUGAAGCCUGGAGAGAAUGGGAAACUGGUUAUAAGUGUUGAUGGGAAUGUGGCACAGCUGGACAAACAGAGCGGAGACGUUGAGAGUGAAAAUGCAGGUCUCAAGGAAAGAGUGAAGACUGUGUUUAGGCGAAUUCAAAGUGCGGUGAGGCCAAUUCCACUCUCUGGAUCAUAACUUGUUCCUAUUAUUUUGAGUAUAGGUUUUAACAUGUUGUGUCUGAAUUGUGAGGAUAAAUUUUGUUGCUGUAAAACUCUAAUUUCUAGUAUGUACAGCUUACUAGAAGGAGAUAAUAUAUAUAGCAUCUGAGCUCUUUAUGUAAUUCUCAUUUUGUUUAUCUUGGAAGUUUCUUUCUAAUGAUCAAUUUUUAACAUUUGUGAGCUUUUUGGUUA